This is a messenger RNA of Exaiptasia diaphana, 3371 nucleotides long. RefSeq names its product prolyl endopeptidase FAP. The transcript has 27 exons. Gene Ontology annotation, biological process: proteolysis. The record is from RefSeq and is a predicted model, not a curated record. The coding region runs from base 77 to 2587 and encodes 836 amino acids. Gene Ontology annotation, molecular function: serine-type peptidase activity; dipeptidyl-peptidase activity. Lineage: Eukaryota; Metazoa; Cnidaria; Anthozoa; Actiniaria; Aiptasiidae.
AUUCAGUUUUGUGUGAAGAUGGAAUGGCUUGUUAACAUUUAGUGGGGUGAAGUCACUUCUCAUCGUUCUCAAUGUUAUGGACAACGGAAAUCAGCGUUUGUUAGAGAAUAACCCCGAAAAAACACACUAUUCUGCUAUGGAGAUGGAAAAUCCAGAGUCUUCAUCUGAAUCACCGUUAAUUGACAGCGAAAACCAGUCAUCGCUGAGGAUCAACAAACGAGCCCUUGUUGUCUUUUUUGGGGUUACUACUCUAGCAGCUGCAGUUAUUAUAGUUGCUGUAUUUGUCACUCUCUAUUCAGGAAAUAAUGCUUUAUCAAACAACAGAUUAAAACGUAACAAAGUGGGUAAUUUUACAUUAGAUGAUUUCUUAGAUGGAAAGUAUAAUCCAUUGUCAUAUCAAGCAGACUGGAUAUCAGAUUUCCAGUACAUAAAUCGUGGUCCAGGAGGGAGUAUAGAUAUCAUUGACAAAACUAAAAAUACGACAACUACACUUGUUGAUGAUAAAUYUGCUGGGUCAUGGACUAAAUUCUUUUUAUCACCUUCAAGAAAAUAUGUUCUUGUAGCUAAGAACCUCAUUUUUCAAUACAGAUAUUCAACAUUUGCUGACUACUACAUUUUUGAUGUGAAAUCCAAAAAAGAGGUCAAAAUCAAAUCAAAGAGCAAAAUACAGUAUGCUCAAUGGAGUCCAGCUAAAGAUGCUGUGGUGUUUGUAGCUGAAAAUGAUAUGUACUAUUURAAGGAUGUAUCAAAACCAGAUGUUAUUAAUCGCUUGACGAAUAAUGGAAAAAAACAUGUGAUCUUCAAUGGUGUUCCAGACUGGGUUUAUCAAGAGGAGGUCCUCAACUCAGAUCAUGCUUUGUACUUCUCUAAAGAUGGGAAAUAUUUAACUUACAUUCAAUUUGAUGACACUAAGGUUAAGGACUUUGUGUUUUCUUGGUUUGGUUCACCUAAUGAAGAAUACAUAACACAGCACAAGAUUGCAUACCCCAAACCUGGUACAGGAAAUCCAGAGGUUACAGUCUAUGUCAUUGACCUUGACACUCUUACAGAUGCACUUCCCAAAUCUGUAGCAGUAAAAAAGCCUAAACAAAUGCAGAAUAUUGAUCACUAUGUAGUAGAAAUUGGAUGGUUGUCAAACACUAUGUUCAGUGUCCAAUGGCUCACAAGAUCUCAAAAUUAUAGUAUAAAUAAGCUAUGUAGCUUGGAGAUUGGAACCAUUGACUGUGAAAAAUAUAAGGGUCAUGAUGUAACAGUUAAAGGUGGCUGGGUUGAUGACAAGUACAUGAAACCACUGUAUUAUUUCAAAGGCAACAGACAUUACUAUUUGACCACACAUCCAUUCCCACAAGGGGAAAAAGGCAGUGCUGGAAAUUUCAUUCACAUUGGAAAAGUUGAUAUUACUGACACUGAUAAUAUAAAAAAACCAACUCCUCUUACAUCUGGUAAAUGGGUAGUUACAAAAAUCUAUGCUUUUGAUGAUGAGCGUGAAAUUGUUUAUUUUGAGUCCACAUUGAUGCCAGAUGGCAGGAGUGUCCCAUCUAAAAGACACAUUUACAGCUUAUCUGUCAAAGAUGAUGUAAUGACUUGUUUAUCUUGUGGUGCUCCGGGUGUGAAAGAUGGAAGCUCAGGGUAUCUUACUGCAUCAUUCAGUAAGAAGGGAGGAUGGUACAUUCUUCACAGUCAUGGCCCUGGUAUUCCAUGGCUUAGAAUAUACAAGAGUCAAGACCCUAAAGAAGAUCAUAUCCUGGAGAACAAUGCAGCUCUUAAAGACAAGUUGGAAAGGGACAACCCAAAGCUUAAUCCAUAUCUUAGGACAGAGUAUAUUUCAGUAAAAAGUGAAGAUUUUGAUAACAAAGUCAAUGCAAAGGUAGUUUAUCCACCAAACUUUGACAGAAAUAAGAAAUAUGCUGUAUUUUUUAGUGUUUAUGGUGGCCCAGCAACUCAAAAUGUGAUUGAGUCAUGGAGUUUAGGAUUUGAAACAGGAUAUUUAUCAAGUAAAUAUGACAUUAUCAUUGUGUAUGUGGAUGCAAGAGGAACAAUGGGUAGAGGGGAAAGGUACAAGCAUGGUGUGUACCGCCAUCUUGGUCGCAAUGAAGCAUUGGAUACCAUAACUGUAGCAAAGCACAUGCAAAGACAGUCAUUUGUAGAUCCUGACAAGAUAGCCAUAUGGGGAUGGUCCUAUGGUGGUUACCUGUCAUCAUACAUCUUGGGAAGUCAAAGUACCAAAGUGUUCAAACUUGCCAUGGCAGUAGCUCCUGUCGCUGACUGGAAAUACUAUGAUUCAAUUUACACUGAGCGUUACAUGGGUUUACCACAAGAAAAUAUAAAGGGAUAUAAGGAAUCAUCUGUUCUACCUCUUGUAAAAAACUACAAAGGUGUUCAUUAYCUAUUAGUACACGGCACUGGGGAUGAUAAUGUUCACUUCCAAAACUCAGCACAACUUGUAAGAGCACUAACAGAAGAGGAGAUUGAAUAUCGUGUACAGUUUUAUACAGAUAAGAACCACUCCCUUGGCGGCGAGGGGACUAGGCCUCAUCUCUAUCAUCUACUKACAAGCUUUCUUGUCAAACAUCUGCACAUCAAAUAAAAGUAAUAGUCAUCAAAUGACGGGGAAAUAAUGUUAUUUAUAUCAAUGGGAAAUAGUAUGUUAUGCGAAGUACCAGGCUACGAAAGGCUAUGAAUGAAAAUAAAUGUUAGCAAAUAAUAAUAUAUAAUAUUAUUAUUGUCUAUUAUGUAAUGCGUUGUCCAGGGAAAUCUAUUUUAGUUUUCAUUAUGGUUUGAAUAAAAAUGACAGUUUAGCAGUAUGGGGAUGUUGUUCAUGGAUUCCCAUGAUUCUUAGUCGUCCCGUUAAUGGGAUAAGCGGUAAUACUUUUGGCUGAGAUCAAGGCCAAUAAURUUGGAUAAUGUAUUUGCUAAACAUGGAUCUAUAUUUUAUUUUAUAUCACAAUAUUAAAACCUCGAAAAACGGGGUCACCGGCACUUCCUGAUAUAGACUAGUCCACUUGAAUAGUAAACACACAAUCUAGAAAAACAUGCACCAUUCUUCUUGUACAUUGUAUUGAAGUAUUUAUCACAUUUAAAAAAUAGUUUUAUCAUAUAGUUAUCUAUGAAACCUAUAUUUCUCCAUUAACUAGYGAAAAUAACACAUUCGAUGUUUCUCUAUAUAGUAGAAGUAAAAAAAGUUUUACGACAUAAUUUGCUUUCAUACACAAUUAUAUGAUAAAUAGAAUAUUACAUGUUCUCUUGGAGAUACGAUAUAUCCUAAAGUAAUUUGUAGUCGUCUUACAGCAAUAUAUAACUGAUCCAACAAAUAUGGUGAUGUAAAUAAAUUCGGGAUUUCGUGGGAAAAUAAAUAAAGCAUAAUUGAUACA